Molecule: messenger RNA, 1321 nt
Organism: Halichondria panicea
Lineage: Eukaryota; Metazoa; Porifera; Demospongiae; Suberitida; Halichondriidae
Product: TNF receptor-associated factor 5-like
Exons: 1
Coding region: 32-1321 (429 amino acids)
Molecular function (GO): zinc ion binding
Source: RefSeq, a predicted model, not a curated record
CACAUUAUGUGGUCAGCAUGAGCAAAGAAGUAUGGAAGCUAACACAAGAAGCAUCAGUAUAGCUAUGGCUACUCCUAAUCCAGAGCCAGUGUUUGUCAAAGAGUUAGCUGAUAAGUACAAGUGUAGUAUUUGUUUGAACCUUCUAGACACGCCAGUUCUAACUGAAUGCUGUGGACAGCAUUAUUGCAAAGCUUGUAUAGAAAAGUGGAUCAUACGAAAAAACGAAUCGAUUUGCCCUCACUGUCGAGCAAAAAACUUCAAUAAGAUAGUUUCCCAGCCGAUAAUCAGAGAGAUCAAAGAGCUGAGAGUGUAUUGUAUGAAUCGUAAAAACGGGUGUAAAGCUGUUAUCAAACAUGAAGAUUUUCAGAAGCACGUGGACGAGUGCUCGUUUGGAGUUGUCAAAUGCACCAAUGAUUGUGGUACGCGCGGAUUGCUAAAAAAUGACCUCAAACAACAUUGCAAACAAGAGUGUCCUAAUCGAAUAGUGCACUGUAAGCUUUGUAACAAAGAGGGUAAGCAUUCGGUAAUAGUUGGAAGGCACAAGCGUACUUGCCCUAACGUCAUCUUAGAAUGCCCUAACAAAUGCGACAAGAACAUAAAGAGAAAAGAUAUCAGAAAGCACAGAAACGAGUGUCUACUUGAGAUUGUAGAUUGUCCUUUCAAAGAGGCUGGUUGUGAAGUGAGGCUGCCUCGAAUAGAUACCGAAGAUCAUGAAGCAUCUAGCAUGCAAAGCCAUCUUAGACUUGCUAUGACAACUAACAAGAGGGAGAAAAACGAGCUAACAAGAAAACACGAUGAACUAAAACGAGAUUUUGACAAUCUUCUAUCAGUUGUAUCGACAGAGCUUAGUUCAAUACAUAUUUCCCCAAACGAUGAGACACCCAUUAGUGGUAUUAGAACAAUACUAACCUCCCUAACCACAAUGAUUCAACCUGAUGGCAUUAAGGCUCACUGUGUACACAUGAGCAACAAACUGGGAAUAUUUAGGGAGCCAGAAUUAGAGGAAUAUUAUGAUAUUCUUCAAGCCAGUUCACCAGCACUAUGCAUAUACCCGGGAUUCAGAACCUACCUUGUAUUUGGUAAGAAUCGGUUAUUGUUGGUGUUGGAGGAAAGUGAUAUCCAUGGUUACCCCGAGACUCUGUCUAUUGAAGUGCAGUCUACAACAGGACAAUCAUUCUCACGUUCUCUAAGUGACCUCACAUGUACAGCAACCAAGCAAUGUAACUCCGGAAGAGAAUUUAGAUUCAUGGUGGGUACUACGUUACCUUUUCGAGUUUCAAACGAUUUCUAUGCGAACAUUAAGAUCACUGACAUUUCUUAG